UUUCACUUAAGUGAUACUUACUUCUGCUCGCAUAUGCGGAUACUGUUAACCAUGACCCGAAGAGUUGUGGAGCUCUGCGCUAUGAUUGUUGCGCAGCUUACGCUUACCGUAUAUGGCCAAGGGAGCAAAGCGGUUCGCUGUUUCCUGGACCGGAGAAUUGGGACUGGACAUAAUGACUUAAAGUCAUUGUCAUGUCACAUCUGGGAGUCCCAGCUGCCACUUUCAGAGCCCAACCAGGUCGUGCUUUCGAGUCAAGAAUCCGCAAACUUGACUGUCCAACAUCUCACAGGAAACCACAGCUGCUCUUGGGAAAGGACUGAAAGGUGCCAAAUGAAGAAUCUAGAGGAAAGAGGAAGCUACAUGGUCUUCAUUAGGAACCCAGGAAUCUACACUCUGUGCUGUAAACAUGGAGCUGAACUUUUCUCUGUGUCCUUUGUUGUACAUCAGCAAGAAAACCCCUUGAGACGGCCGUCAACACCACAGCUGAGUAUUGCUAAUGGAGAACUAGGAUAUGGGUAUAACUUCCUGUGCAGUUCCUUGGGAUACCCGAGACCGAAGAUCACAUGGUAUAAGUCCCUAGACAAAAGAGAUGGUGUAAGUGGGACAGAGAUGAAGAGCUCGAAUCCAAUCUCCACAAGAUCCUUGUUGCGAAGCUUUGAAUACUCUGAGACAGAUGUGCUGUGCUGUGCGAGGAACGCACUGGGAGAGGAUUGCUCCAAGAUGCAUGAUUACAACCUAAAUCAAGGUUCCAGUGAGCAGGAGGCAGCUGUGGUAAACCUCAUCGCUGGAGAGACACUUCUGCUACGUUGCAGACACAACAGUAUCUCACCCUUAAGGUGGCUGAAGGACUCAGGAACACCUGAGGGAAAGCAAUUCCAUGAUGAGAUUUAUGAUGUCAGCCACUGCUACCUGCUUAUUGACAUGGUGAUGGCGGAGCACAACGGCACCUACAGCUGCCUUUCAUCAGUUAAUAACAGGACAAAGUCCAUACGUGUUGAGGUUCUGGAACGCGGAUUUCUGAACAUUCAGCUAAAGGAAAUGAACCAGGUCUCUGCUUUGGCCCGAGAGUCUUUGUGCCUACAGGCUGAGGUCAACUCAUACCCCGAGCCGUGGUGCCACUGGGUCACUCCGCACGGCCAUGUGGCCUGUUCAGAACCAAGCCGCUACCGUGGAAGCAGGAUAUUUUGGUACUGCAAACCUGAUCCAGGAGAGUACCAGCUUACUGUUGAAAACAAUGAGAUGUCAAUCACGAGGAACAUGACAGUUUGUGUGGUUGACACACCUGCUGUGGCCAUCGCCCUCACCAAGGACAAUAUUCAGUGCUCGGCCAAUGGAACGUCCCUUUACGUAACCUGGAGAUAUUGCCAAAUGUCCACCAAGUGCCAUGAGGAUGCCCUAUGGCAUGAGAUGAUGCCUCAGACCAUGCAAAAGUCAAGGCUCGAAGAUUUUUGCCAGCAGAGCCACUUCACCUCUGUGAGCUUGUCGGAGCUGGAAGACGACAUUAUCGUCAAGUGCUGUGCUAACAGUACCAUUAGCUCUCCUCAGUGCAGUGCAGCAAUAACCCUGAAGAAACACGCAUCAGUGAUCAUGCAGAUGAUGUUCAUCCUCUUCAUCCUGCUGUUGUUCGUCUUCCUGAUUGUUCGCACCAUCAUGAUCAAAAAUAAGAAACCCCGAUAUGAAAGCCAGAUUCAGGUUCUUCAGGUAGUGGGACCCCUGGACAAUGAUUACAUUUACAUCAACUUCAAAGAGUUCUCCUACAACCUGGAAUGGGAAUUUCCCCGGGAAAACCUCAAGCUGGGGAAGGAGCUGGGCUCUGGGGCCUUUGGGAAGGUGGUGAAGGCCACAGCGUAUGGGCUCAGCCAGCCUGGAGUGUCCAUGCAAGUGGCAGUAAAGAUGCUGAAAGACAAGCACCACCCAGUGGAGCGAGAGGCCCUCAUGUCAGAGCUGAAGAUGCUGGUGCAUAUCGGCAGGCAUGUGAACAUUGUCAACCUGCUGGGUGCAUGUACAGAAUCAGGACCCGUCUAUCUGAUCUUCCAAUACUGCUGCAAUGGAGACCUGCUGAGCUACCUGAAGAACCACAGAAAGCAAUUCCAGAAGUCACUGUCUGACAUGUUUGACCAAAAGAGGUUCCACUGCCUGUUUCAGACCGAGCUGACCUUCAGAGAAAGAGAAGGUAGCUUUAACAGCACCUACAUUCCAAUGUCCCCCCUGCUCUUCAGAGACACACAGGGGCCCAGCAGAGCCAGCAUUCAUGGCGGAAUUAAUGAAGAGUCAGACUCCCUGGAAGAGCUUCAUAUCCUCACCUACCACGACCUGCUCAGCUUUGCUUGUCAGGUGGCCAAAGGCAUGGAGUUUCUGUCGUUGCAGAAUUGUAUCCAUAGAGACCUUGCUGCAAGAAAUGUACUGGUUACACAAGAGAAAUAUGUGAAGAUUGGAGACUUUGGACUUGCCCGAGACAUUGAAAAUGACAGCAACUAUGUAGUAAGAGGAAACGUGCGUCUGCCAGUGAAGUGGAUGGCACCAGAGAGCUUGUUUCAGGGCGUGUACACGAAGCAGAGUGACAUCUGGUCUUAUGGAAUCCUGCUGUGGGAGAUCUUCUCACUGGGUGUUACGCCAUACCCAGGGAUGAAGGUGGACCAGAAAUUCUACAUGCUGAUUGAAGGUGGUUUUCAGAUGGACCAGCCAUACUACGCCAGUGACUCUAUGUAUGAUAUAAUGCGCCUCUGCUGGGCCCUGACACCCCAAGACAGACCGCACUUUUCAAAACUGGUGGCCGUACUGGAGACUCAGCUGGAGGACAGUGAGAAACAGCUAUACACCAACACCGGAGAAAAGGCCUUGAGCCAAUCAAUCUACCAGAAUGCCGAUGUUCUCCCGGAGCAUAGGAGGCCAAACAGAGAAGAUGAGAAAGUGCCAGAGAAUGAGUCCAGAGAGACUGAAGUCCCGCCCGGUCCGGCCUCCAUUCCAACUGAGCUGACCCCCCUGAAAGAGCAGGGCUAAACACGAAUCUGUAUGACUUUAAUUCGAUAGUACCAGCAAAGCAAGCUAAAUGCUAAUACACACACAGAUAUGGUAGCAGUUACAUAGCAUGAUGUCAGUCUGUUAGGCUUCUGCAGCUAUAGUAUAUAGCUGCAGAAGUACAUCUCUGAAUAUACUUCUAUGAGCAUCUUGGUAUUUUCAGGAAUUACACAUGUAGCCUGUGAUUUAUAGCCCUAUAUACUAUAUACUGUAAUUUAUAAGGAUAAUUUAGACCCAUGACCUAGUCUUGGACGAGUCCAUUUUAAAAAUAUAUAUUUUUUGUUAAA
Paramormyrops kingsleyae is the source of this 3305-nucleotide messenger RNA. RefSeq names its product fms related receptor tyrosine kinase 3 (gene flt3). The record is from RefSeq and is a predicted model, not a curated record. Gene Ontology annotation, cellular component: plasma membrane; signaling receptor complex. Gene Ontology annotation, biological process: cytokine-mediated signaling pathway; positive regulation of kinase activity; cell surface receptor protein tyrosine kinase signaling pathway. Gene Ontology annotation, molecular function: growth factor binding; ATP binding; transmembrane receptor protein tyrosine kinase activity. NCBI's taxonomy places the organism in Eukaryota, Metazoa, Chordata, Actinopteri, Osteoglossiformes, Mormyridae.